UAUAUAUAUAUAUAUAAAGUUAUUGACACCAUCCUCUGCGAUUGAUAAGAAAGAGUGAACAUGAGGAAAGUGUGGUGGUUAUGUGUUGCUGUUAGCUUACUUGAUCAAGUUAUGCUAGCAUGGUCUCAACUUGCAAGUCCACCACUGCCUGUCCUUCCCAUCCCCUCUGUGACACAACUGAAAUGGCAGCGGAGAGAGAUCAUCAUGUUCUUCCAUUUCGGAAUGAACACUUUCACUGACUCUGAAUGGGGCACAGGUCAUGAAAGCCCGUCGUCAUUCAAUCCAACUAACCUUGAUGCAAACCAGUGGGUUGGUGCUGCCGCUGACAUUGGUGUUUCGCUUGUUAUCCUCACUGCUAAACACCAUGAUGGCUUCUGCCUCUGGCCAUCAACAUACACUGAUCACACUGUUGAGAAAAGCCCAUGGAAGGGAGGGAAGGGAGACAUAGUAAGAGAGUUUGUUGAUGCUGCAAAGGCAAGAGGAGUUGAUGUUGGUUUAUAUCUGUCGCCAUGGGACCGCCAUGAGAGAAGCUAUGGCCAAGACCUUCAAUACAAUGAGUUCUAUAUUGCUCAACUCCAAGAGCUUCUCACAAGAUAUGGGAGCAUUUCAGAAAUAUGGUUUGAUGGAGCAAAGGGAGCAGACGCUGCAAACAUGACAUACUACUUCAAUGACUGGUUCUCAAUGGUGAAGCAGUUGCAGAAUUCCAUCAACAUCUUCUCGGAUGCCGGCCCAGAUGUCCGUUGGGUGGGAGAUGAGUCUGGCUUCGCCGGAAGUACGUGCUGGUCUCCGAUCAACCGCACAAUGCUGACGAUAGGAAGCGCAAGCAUUGUCAAUUAUUUGAACAAAGGAGAUCCAAGAGGAACAGACUGGGUACCCCCAGAGUGUGAUGUUUCAAUUAGACCAGGAUGGUUCUGGCACAAGCCUGAGGCACCAAAAUCACUCAGCAAGCUUCUAGAAAUAUACUAUAAAUCAGUAGGAAGGAAUUGUGUGCUUCUAUUGAAUGUGCCACCCAACAGCACUGGGCUUCUUUCAGAAACAGACAUCAAGAGAUUGAAGGAGUUCCAUUCAGCAAUCUAUACUAUAUUCUCUAAUAACUUGACUAAGGGAAGCAAGGUGAAGGCAAGCAGUCAGAGAGGAGGUCAAAGAGGUGGAUUCUCAGCUGAGAAUGUCUUAAAUGAUGAUGAACUCUCAUACUGGGCUCCGGAGGAUACUGAUGGAGAAAGCUGGAUUGAGAUGAAGCUAAGUGACAAUGGUGUGAUCAGCUUCAAUGUGAUAAGAAUUCAGGAAGCUAUCUGGAUGGGGCAGAGAAUAAAGAACCACGAAGUGUAUGCCGACGAUAAGGUGGUGGCACAAGGGAUGACGGUGGGCUACAAGCGGCUGCACCGGCUCGGAAAGAUCAUUCAAGCUCGGUCGGUAAGGAUUCGGAUCACUAACUCAAGAGGCGUGCCUCUCCUGUCUUCUGUGGGCCUCCAUCUUGAUCCUUUUGCCGCUAGUUCAAAUAGAAUAUGAAACUGAAGAUUAUUAGGGGGGCCACAACAGGAUUCUAUAAGUGCAAUAAACAGAGCUUUUAUUUUGAAGAUGAUAUGUUCUGAUCACAAAAGUAGAUGAACUGAAGUUCUAAUUAUGAUAAUAUGAGUAGGAUGCAACUCAACCACCAUGAAGAAUUGCUUAUCAGUAAAGAGAAUGCUUUAAUUGGCAUUGUUGAAUGUCCACUUGUACCUGCUGAUGGGCAUGCUUGUGGCCAUGAUUUCUUUCCCCGAUCAAUGAUAAUAAUAAUAAUUGUGAUCAAUCGA
This is a messenger RNA of Dioscorea cayenensis subsp. rotundata (Guinea yam), 1793 nucleotides long. Its product is annotated as alpha-L-fucosidase 1-like. Gene Ontology annotation, cellular component: lysosome. Bases 61 to 1509 code for a protein of 482 amino acids. NCBI's taxonomy places the organism in Eukaryota, Viridiplantae, Streptophyta, Magnoliopsida, Dioscoreales, Dioscoreaceae. Gene Ontology annotation, biological process: fucose metabolic process; glycoside catabolic process. Gene Ontology annotation, molecular function: alpha-L-fucosidase activity. The transcript has 3 exons. The record is from RefSeq and is a predicted model, not a curated record.